AUGCUCAGCUGCGACACCAUUCAACUUAAUGUUGGAGGGACGCUCUACACUACGACAAAGAAAACUCUUUCCAGAGAAUCAAAUACGUUCUUUACAAAUCAGCUCUUUUCAAAUUUUCUGCGUAUGUCGGAUGGCUCCUUUUUUAUUGACCGAAACGGACAGAUUUUCAGUUACAUUCUCGACUACCUUCGAUGUGGGAAACUUAUUGUACCCCGAAAUUUCCAUGCUUUCGAAAGCUUAUAUGAAGAAGCUAAGUUUUACGGUCUAGGCGAGCUGAAAAAACAAAUAGAAAUACUAGAACGACGAUCAACUAUCCCACGACAACCUACUAAAUCUGAGAGUUCAGAUUCGCCUUGCAGCAGCGCGAGGAAACCAGGAUUUCUGACACUUGGCUAUAGAGGAACGUUUGCAUUUGGAAGAGACGGCCAAACAGAUGUGAAAUUCCGAAAACUUUACAGAAUACUCGUUUGCGGAAAAGCUUCAUUGUGCAGAGAAGUUUUUGGUGACACCUUAAAUGAAAGUCGAGACCCUUCAGAUAGAGAAGGAUGCGAACGUUACACUUCAAGACUUUAUUUGAAACACCAAUGUCUCGAAAAGGCAUGUGACACACUAGCAGAAAAAGGAUUCAAACUAUUAGGUACUUGCUGUAAUGGUGCUAAUGGACUGAUGACUUCGUUCCUACCAAACAUACAGUCCUCUUCUUCGACACCAGAACUGAUGAACCAAAGAAACGGAGGAGAUUUUGAGGAGCAGCGAUGGGCACAUUACACGGAAUUAAUAUUUUACCGAGAACCUCUACACUGCAAUUUUCAGAAACCAAAUGUGGAAUGUUGCCAUGCCUCCUUGCAAAAUCUUAACUGGAAAUAA
This is a messenger RNA of Enterobius vermicularis (human pinworm), 867 nucleotides long. Lineage: Eukaryota; Metazoa; Nematoda; Chromadorea; Rhabditida; Oxyuridae. The record is from the annotation of a GenBank genome assembly.